GACCUUGACGACGAUCGGUGGACUGUUGAUAAAUCAGUAGUCUGACUGCCGAAUGAUUUUGCUAGGGCUGAACAUAUCAAAAAUUUCAAAAGAAGGCUGGAUUAUGAAGAAAUUUAACGGGGAACAAUCGAUCUCUGUCUUCAAAGCAACAUAUUGAGUGUGUUCUACUGAAUCAUUGUGACUGCAAAACCUUCACUUCAAAAUGGCGGGAUGUUACGAAAUGCGUAUUUGUGACUCAUAAUGUUCAAGUGUUUGCCAAUCAUUGGACCUUGUGGUCGACAUACAGAUCAUAUUGACAGGCGUCAUUCAAAGCUUGAACAGGUUCCAGAUGACGUCAUAAGAAAUUUUCGCACUUUAGAAGAGUGCCGCUUAGACGCAAAUCAAAUCAAGGAAUUACCAAAGAACUUUUUCCGCCUGAAGCGCAUUCGUCUCCUCACACUGAGUGAUAAUGAACUAACACGCUUACCAACUGGAAUUGGCAGCUUUUCUAAUCUUGUAGAGUUGGAUAUUAGUAGAAAUGAUAUAUCUGAGCUUCCUGCGAGUAUUCGGUUCUGUGAUUCCUUACAGAGUUUGGAUGUAAGCAAUAAUCCUUUGCAAAGCUUACCUGCUGGGUUCUGCCAGUUGCGCAAUCUUCGAGUUUUAUGCCUCAAUGAUAUUUCGAUUGCUGAGCUUCCAGAAGAAAUAGGCAGUUUACAGUUACUAGAAAAAUUAGAACUUCGUGAUAAUUGUCUCAAGUCAAUACCAGAUUCUUUCGCUGAUCUUAUUCAUUUGGAGUUUCUUGAUCUUGGAGCCAAUGAGUUUCAAGAGUUGUCUCCCGUAAUUGGUCAGCUCUCCCAAUUGAGCGAAUUAUGGAUAGAUGAUAAUGAAUUGAGAUCAUUACCUAAAGAGUUGGGAAAUCUUGGGAAUUUACAGCAGUUGGAUUUAUCAGAAAACCUUAUUUCUACUCUGCCUGAAAGCAUCUCGGGAUUAGUUUCAUUAUCGGACUUAAAUUUAUCACAAAAUAGCAUAACACAUUUACCAAAUGGCUUAGGUGAUUUAGACAAGUUGAUCAUUUUAAAACUCAAUCAAAAUCGACUGCUAACAGUAACGCCAGCUAUAGGAAACUGUUCCAGUUUACAAGAAUUAUAUUUAACUGAAAAUUUUCUUUCUAAACUCCCGUCUUCUAUUGGCAAUUUAGUCUCCAUGUUUCAUCUGAAUGUUGAUCAAAAUCAACUGACUGAGUUACCCUCUGAGAUUGGUCAAUGUACAUCACUCAAUAUUUUGUCUCUUCGAGAAAAUAAUUUGCAUAGAUUACCCGAUGAAAUUGGUAAUUGUACACGUUUACGAGUUUUGGAUGUUUCUGGGAAUAGACUUGAUCGUUUACCAUUCAGUUUAUCAAGAUGCUCAUUGACAGCUUUAUGGCUUUCACAGAAUCAAUCUCAACCAGUUAUUACGUUGCAAAGAGAUGUAGAUCCUGUUACACAAGAACAGUAUCUCACAUGUUAUUUACUACCACAGGAUCAACUAGACUCACGUGUUGAAACUGAUCCAACUAUGUCACCAUCUGAAUUAGAUAGUUUUUCUGCUUCAUUAAAUGCUAACAUGAAAACAAACCACGAUUUACUUGAUAAUAUCAGUGCUGAAAUAAAUCAUACCUAUGAGCCCGCAGAUAUGCAUAUAUCAAUUCCUCAAUCAGAUCUUUCAAAAAAUCGAAGUAUUUCACCGUUGAAAUAUGAAUCGACUAAACCGUCGACUUCAACAUCAUCAACACUGAAUGAUCAUUCAGCAAUAACAAAUGAUCCUAAUUCAUUAAACAAUCAUCAUUCAGUUAAUUCUACUACUAAUCCUACAAAAAAUUUACCAUAUUCAAAUUCAUCUAUUAAUUCACCAUCAAAUGUAAAUGGUAAUUUAGAUUCAUCCUAUACAUCACCAAAUCAUAUAAAUGAUCUUUCUACCUCAUCUGCACAUUCAUCUCUAUCUAUGCCAACAUCUGCAUCAACUCGUGUUCAUUUUUCUGGUUCAGUUAAACCUGAUGAGAUGGACAAAUCAGGUUCCAAAGGCUUUCCGAAAACACGUCAUCCUCGUUCCUGUAAAAAAGCCACGGAUAAUCAUCUUAUUAGUGGUAACGAUGAUUCCAGUCAAUGCAGAAGUGACAAUUUUCCUUCAAAUACAUUUCGUGAUGGCACCGGUUCUGCUAGUUCAUCAGAAUCUCUAAAUGAUCGAAGUGCUCCAAUCUCACCGUCCGAAUCAUUAAAUCAUGAUUGGAAUUCUCCGAAACCGAUCGAUUCUAAUUUUAACACUUCUAUUUAUCCAAAUCAUAUAAUGAAAUCGAAUGAUGGGAAUUCUGUGGUGACUAAUGAUAAUCUUAACUCGACCGAACCGACUGCCAAACCACGCAAUAAAUCUCAAAAUGUUACAGAAAUAUUUGGUAAUAAACCUACUCAACCUUCUAAUUUUCUCAAUGAACACCCAGCGUCAAAAUCUUCUACAGAAAUAAGUAGACCUAAAAUUCCUGGCGAUAUUACAAUUAGGAUGGCUUCUGUAGAAGAUAAUUCAAAUGCUCAUUCCAAUCGUGAAUCUCCGAUGAAAAAAUUCUCCGAUAAUUUGGAUGUACAAGGGAAUCUUGAUGAGGACGCCUAUAGUAGUGGAGGUGAAGAGAUUUAUGUUAUUUCUAGACGAGUUGGGUUCACAGAUGAUGUGGAAGAUAAUGAAGAGAAAUCAAAUCAAAAACUUAUUCGACGUGAUACACCACACUAUACAAAACGCGCUCGAAUUCAGUCAAAAACGGCUGAUGGAAUGGAUAGUGAAGAAGCAGUAUUAAAAAUAUUAGAAAAGUAUCGAGCAUCCGUUUCACCGAAUCCCGAUUCAAAUUCAAUUGAUUUUGACGGAGCUGUAAAACGAUUUGCCUCCCCAUUUGGUGGAUUAAGUCCUCCUGAUAUCCCAUUACAAAGUCGUGACUUGCAUUCUCCAUCAUCAUUACAUAAACAACCUGUUGUCAGUUGUCAACAAGAACAAGUUGUAGUACACAUCCAUCGACAACCUAAUGCUGGCUUAGGUCUUAGUGUGGCUGGUGGAGUUGGUUCAAUACCAUUUCGUGGUUUAGAUCAUGGUAUAUUUGUUAGUCGAUUAAAUCCUACUGGAUUAGCUGCCACUUCAGGACUUAAACUUGGCGAUAAACUAUUAGAGGUUAAUGGUGUUAGUCUUAUCAAUGUAGAACAUCAUGUCGCUGUGGCUACUUUACGUGCCAAUACAAAUGACUUCCGUAUUCUGGUCGGUCGUGAUAUUCAAAUGUCUACGAAAGCAGAUAAUUAUAAGAUUAUCCCGUCUAUGUUAUCAGGAACAAAUCUAAACAUGUCGACUCAAUCAUCACGAGUUACGGGAAGUAUUAGCACCAAAGAAAUACCUGAAUUUAUUCACUGUACAUUACAGCGUGAUAUAAAUGGUCUAGGAUUUAGUAUUGCCGGAGGUCAAGGCUCACUUCCUCCACCAUUAGAUAAUGAAGCUAUAUAUGUUAGUAAAAUAACAGAAGGUGGAGCCGCUCAUAAACAAGGCCAACUUCGAGUCGGUGAUCAAAUUAUUAGCAUAAACGGUGUUGAUAUCAGAAACGCUCGUCACGACGAAGCUAUUUCGUUGUUAACAAGUUCUAACGAUUCAGUAGACUUGGAAUUACUUCGUUAUAAUCCUGACAUAAACGAUAAUCUCGGUAGUCUUCCGAAAACAUGUAAGCAUAUUCCAAAUAUUCUUUCCUUGUCAUUAUGAGUAAAACCAUAAUGAAUAUGCGAAAAAACUAGUCACAUAUUUCCAAAGAAACUCACACUUUUUGGUAAGAGAUGAGAACUUUUUGUUCUAAUACAGUAAACUUGUAAUAGUAUUCAUUUUGUGCUGCGAAUCCUCAAUUCUAACCUCAAAUUAGAUGUAUGUAUUCUUAUUACUCUAGAUAAAUAUCGUUUACCGUAUUGGCACAGGUAUUUCAGUGAAGGUGAAAAUGUAUAUCUAAUAGAUAUUGAAAUUGGUGGUGUAUUUUGAUUCCUUUACACAAAGUUAUCUUCAGUUAGUUACUAUGACUUAAAAUUAUCCGUAGAUAUCUUUGUUGAAAUAAAUAUAUUAUUCGUCAAAUUUUUUCUUUAGUGAUGGUUUUUAGAUCAAAUAAAUUCGUUAUUUUUUUUUUUAAAAAAAAGAAGAUAGGUAGGGUUCAAAGUUUGACAUCUUUUCCCUUUCUGAUGAUUUCCUAGGUUUGGGUUUUGUUUCUUUUUGAUUUUAGCAGCAGCUAAUGGUUUUAUAACAUCAUCAAUUCUGACAGUUAAAAGAUCGAAUAAUCCACAAGAUACUACAAAGGCAACAGAUUUGACGGAUACGGACAGUCGUAUUUCUGAGAAAUAUGAUUCUCGGGUUUACUUAUAUAGCGAAAAGGGUAUUCCUGUGGAAAGAAUUACAGUUCGCAAUGAUGGUGGACCUUUAGGUUUAGCUAUCUGUGGAGGAUCCGAUAUAAGUUGUCUUCCGUUUGGUAACAAAGAACCAGGUAUUUUUAUAUCUAAGGUAAUAGUCAAUUAUUCGAAAAUGAAUCUCAUUUCAUUAUAUUCCAUGCUAUUUAUACGUAAAUUUAUUUCUGUGAAGAAAUCAUGUAAUACAAUAAAGAACGCCUUGUGAAUGACUCAUCCUGUUAUACUGGGAAAAUUGAAUGUAGCUAUGGAGAUAUUGUGCUUAGGCUGAUAAACUAGACGAUGAUAACUAACUAGAUUUUGUAAAUAUUUAUCCAACGCCAUUUGCUUUUGAUCUCCGAUCAAGUUCAUCUACUACGCAAAUCCUUGACACUUGCCAACGUUAACUGUUCAGAGAGAAAAGGCAAACUGUUUAGGAGUUUUUAUUGUUCAUAAUCGUGAUAGUACUUCACAAUUAGUAUAUUUUUUUGAGGUGGCUGAAUUGACCUCGGAUAGGUGAUAACCUUCGCUAGCAAAAUAAUCCAUUUACAAUGGCUCGUCCAUAUUUACAUCCAAAUUAUCAUGCGACCAUAUAUGUUCUGACUUUUACUCAAAAUGUGUGUAGGGAAAUGAACUUUAUGAAAUGGGAUGACAACUUUUUUUUGUUUUCACCAAUCACCAUUGCGUCAGACGAAUAUCGUGCAGUGCAUUUGUACAAGUAACAUAUUCCUUUGUUCAUUGAACGUAAACGAUCUGCUUCGGCAAGUUAUACUUUUUCUUUUAUCGAAACUUCCGUAGGUAAUGAAAUUUUGAGAAAGUCAUAGACGAACCUAUAAAUUAAACACUAUUUGGUUGUAGAAUUAAAGGUUCUUUUGACUGCAGAAAAGCUGACUCGCCAGGAAUGUAUAAGCAUCAUAUUAAAGGGAUUCAUUUACUCUCCUCAAUUCCGUAUACUUCACUUUGAUCAUUUUAGAUCUCCCUAGAUGGCGCAGCACUUAAUACUGGCUUACGUAUCGGAGAUAGAGUGCUUAAAGUUAAUGGAGUCGACUUGAGACACGCUACACAUGAUGAAGCGGUACAAGCUUUAAUCCAACCUGUUAAAGAACUACAAUUAGAUGUACGCAGAGAUCCUCCUCCACCAGGGCUAAGGCGUAUCACUGUGACCAAACGACCUGGAGAACGAUAUGGAUUACGUGUUACAGGUGGACUUAACACUAGUGAUAGUAACAUGAUAAAUAAUUUAGGAUCACAUUACUCAUCACUAGCCAAUGAUGACGGAAUAUUUGUUACAUGGGUUUCACCAGAUGGUGUCAUUGCUCGAGACGGCAGAUUGAAGCCGGGUGACAGAUUAUUGGAGAUCAAUGGACAUUGGUUAAUGGGAGUUACUCUUGAUGAAGUACUGCAUGUAAGAAUUUUUUCCAAUUUCCCUUUGUCCUAAACGAGUAAAUUCAUGUAGAUCAGUUCUCGAGAAAGAUAUUAUUAAUAACCGACCUUUUAAAAUCAUUGGCGAGUGCUAUAAUCUUAAGAAGAAUCAUCUGACCUGUUUGAUCACAUGAAUUCAUGAUUUUGGAUAUUAUGCAUAUCUACUAAGAUGAGACACUUUGAUCAAUUACUUUUUUAAGUUACUAUCUGGUAUCACUGUAACUUACCAUAUACGCACUACUGCAAAAGUAAUAAUAUUUUGGAUAAAGCAGACACACUAUAUAUAGAAUGAUAUUUCAGUGCUUUCACUAAUAUAUUUGCAUAUUUAUGAACAAAGAUAACUGCGAAACAUGUUAUUUUUCACGGUAAUCUAAAUUUUACAAAAUAAUCUGUUGGUUGUUGAAAACCUCAAAUCAGUUAAUCAAGCUACUAGAACUUCUAGUUUAUGAUAAAAGACUGGUUAUUUUCAUAUUCUUUCCCAAGUCAGUCAAAACUAGUUUAUUUACAUCUUGCUUGAUAUUGUUAUCUGUGAAUCCUUACUUACUUACAUAACUCAUAUAUACUAGACAUACUACUACUGUUACCUGUAACAAACCGUGUACGUUAAAGUCCAUACGCUUAAAUUCCGACACCCCUGUAAUCUAUGUGAAAUCUUAUCGUCAUGAGAUUCACCUGAAUAUCUGGAAAUUAGCUGUCACGGACUUGAAACAACAACAUACGGGGAACACAGUCCCCACUACAAAAAAAACAAAUUAUGCCAAAUGAGUCACCGAUUUUUGUGGUAAUUAUCAUCGUGUAUGUGUUUAUGAAGACUGUUAAUUCGUGUUGUCUAAAAUGGAAUUCCAUAUUAUUAUUGACAGAUAUUUUGGGGAUCCAAAUCAACUCUGUCAUGUGUGGUAUGCGAUGGUCCAGUCGAAUUCGCUCUCCAAAUUAAUAAAACAAACCAUUCAAGGAACACUGAACCGUCUACAUAUUCUCCUGCGAUGCCAUUUUCUAUCAUACGCUCUACAAUGCCAGAAAUCGCUGAUGCAUCUGUCGACGAUAAUCCUACCUCUAACUCACAAUUAGAUGAAGUAAACAGUACCCACAGAUUGAACUUAGUAAGUUAAAUUUCCAGUGUAUUUUUGGAAUCAAUUUCAAGUAAUCCGUGAGUAAAUCAUUAUUACAUAUUCAGUCUAGAGGUUGCUCGAUUUGAAGGUAAUUUUCACCACGAUCCGCUAUGAUCGGAAAUCAUUAUAAAGUAGGACUGAACAGCUACUCUGUUGUAGCUUGAAAAUCCACCUACGAUUAACUAAGGAUUGGUCUCAAGACCCGCUGUCUCUGCAGAAUGUGUAUAGAAAGCUUAUCUCCGUAGAUAACAUUGGUAUUUAAGAAUAAACUAACCUGAACCCUUAUUGAACGCGCUAACUCAAUAGAAUUAGGUUCAGUGGAUUCCCAAAUAAGCAUACCUGUAAUAAACUAUGAGUAUCAACGUUGUUCCAAUUUGUUAUUUGAGUACAAUGACGUCUUUUUAUAUUUCAGGAGGCUGCUGUACGUCAUUAGCAUCAAACAAACUGAUCGGUGGACUGCGCGGAAGCACUCGUGAUGAUAUUCGAAUUACUAUCGAAAUACACAUUUUCUCUCCAUUUCAUUACCUUCAAUCAGACUUUGUACUAAUCCUUUAAAUGACAGUGAUUUCCUUACGCUUGUUAUUUUGUUUCCUGUAAAGAGUUGUACAGCGCCUUAUUAAUUUUUUUUAUCCCCUGCUCACAAUGUUAGUAAUAUAAGAACAGUUGUGGAUCUCCUUGCAAUCGGUAGCACAUACCCUCGUGCGCUUAUGUACUUUUUUAUGUUUGAAUUCCAAUAAAAAUGUUCAAAGUUUGUUUAAAUACUCUUG
Molecule: messenger RNA, 7695 nt
Organism: Schistosoma rodhaini
Lineage: Eukaryota; Metazoa; Platyhelminthes; Trematoda; Strigeidida; Schistosomatidae
Source: the annotation of a GenBank genome assembly